AUGGGUGGUGCGCAGACAAGUAUCGCGGAUGACUCAUCUGUUCCACCGGCUGAUCAAGUGCCUGAUGCAACGUUUGAGGCAGUAGCUUUGGUGACUCUUCCAUUUUGCGUGGUUUUGUUCAUCUUUUCACUGUUCUCCCGAUCGACGGAUCCCAAGCGAUGGCAUAUGCUGAAUCUCUCGGCUUGGAUGUUUUGGCAACUGGUUCUUUACUCGAACAUUGCCGAGCAAUCACCGUUGAGAAAUUUCUUGCAUGACGAGUCGAUUUGGCUAUCGAGCGAACAGUGGCUGAUGCUCAACAUGAGUGUUAUUUCAACGGGCCUCAUCUUACUUUACUUGGAAUCGCUCAUCAGCGCCAUUUUAUGUGUUUUCUUGGUGAAACCUCGUGAAACGUUUCGCCGAUUUUACACUCUCGUUUGGUUCAUUUUGAUGCUAAUCGUGCCAAACAUUGCACAAGGAUAUUGCAUGUAUUUAGAGGUG
Mesorhabditis belari is the source of this 477-nucleotide messenger RNA. The record is from the annotation of a GenBank genome assembly. Lineage: Eukaryota; Metazoa; Nematoda; Chromadorea; Rhabditida; Rhabditidae.